CUUUUUUCCUCUUUCAUCUAAUGCUUGCUUGGUAGUACUUGUUUAAUGAGAACAGUCUCUGCAUUGUAUAUACUUAACCGCGAUUAACCCAAUAACACGAUGUUUGCAUGGCGGUUUGAAACCAUAAAACCGCCACUGAAGCCAUCCUUGAACGAAAUGCACCUACUAAAACACCAUCCGGACUAUUUCUUAACCCGUUGCGUGUAGGCUGAACACAUUAAAAAAAAUCAACACAUUUUUCAUAAACUGCAAAGACAAUGCCUCCGCUCAGCGUCAACCGAACAAGUCGUGGAAGCGUUCCUGCCCAAAGUUGUCGAAUCCCGUCUUGUUUGUACAGUUUGUAAGCGCAAUGGAUGCUGUUUUUGUAUCUGUAUUUUGCACUGCACGAUUGCAUACGAGUUUUUACCGUAUCAAUGGGUUGUGUGCAGAAAAUGGUAACGGCACCUGAGAUGCAACCAAUGGAAAUGGUUGUUUUGGUACUCAGCUUCUCACCUGGUGUUAGAUGUCCUUGAAGAGCUUGCUUUAAACCAGUGUAUGUGCUGAACCGAAUAGCAGAGUUUCCUGCCUGGCGAACAAUUGUGGGUCCAAAACCUCGAUACAAUGCUUUUAGACCCCCGUCUCUGGAAAUCGUUUUAAUGGCAUGCAUGAAUGAUCCAAGUCGUUGCUUGCUUGGUACUUGUUUCCCGUCAUCAAUUACAGCGGUUUUGACGACUUCAAACGGUGUGAUGAGAAAUACCGAUUCAAUGAUUCCAGCACCUAAGCCAGCAGCGACGGUUCGUGGACCUGUUGGUCGACUAUUUGGUGGGUUCAACAAUCUCAAAAUACCGUCAAACGCGAGAAAACGAAAUCCUGCUCUGACCACAUUCCCAAUGAAUAGUGACGUGUAGCCUCGGUACCAUUGCAAUCCAAAUGGCGGGAGCUUCGCUGCGGCCCCUUCUGCUCGUUCGUACAGCUGUAAUCGCGUCUUUGCGAAUUCUGCAGGAUACGUGAUACUCACUUCAAAUGCACCAGCGGUCACACCAGCAAGAAUUUUUUGCAAUGGACCAGGUUCCCGUCUUUUUUGAGACCUUUGCAUUUUGUCAGUACUUCGAGUCUUACACCAACAAGGCUUUUUGGCGUUUUCCCACAACAGCUGCUGUGUCUUGGUUCGUCAAAAACAAUGCGCGUUCUUGGUGAAAAUGUCGCAUGUGACGUCUUGGGCCGCCCGCUUAAUACAUUUAAAGUUUCGCAACAAAUGAUUUUCGUGAACGACGCAAUUUAGAUGAAUCGUGCAGUUGCAAUCCAAUAGCAACCGUUGUAAUCUCGUGUACGCACUCGUCCCUUGCCUUUGUUUACGUUUACGAAGUACGCCAAGUCCCUUGUAUACUUUCGAGAACAUUUCUUCUGGAAAAUGGCUCACCGGUUUUUGUCAAUUAUUCAAACAUGACAGCACUUCCGCGCUACCAAGCUUAUAAAUAUGACUGUGAUGCUAUGGAGUUCUCAUCUUUUCCCUAUACUACGCAUUUGGUGAAUUCCGCUGUACAAAUCGAAAGUCUUAAUUCGUGCUGAUAUCUAAGCAUUUCUUCGCACACGCAUCACCAUCGCAUCGACCCUAAUACGCACGAUCUAAUCCCGCAUUGUUCACUUUACAAUUUCUAUUUCUCUACGCUGUUGUCAUGGCAUACUCUUGGACAAACAUUUGCAACGCAUUCAAGAACAAACUCUUCAAGUCUAAAGAUGGUCGUUUCAAAACACACAACGAAUAUGUAAAGUACCAUUUGCUUCAAGUAUACGAACGCAUUCUUGAAGUAGCGCAAGAAGUCCUGGACGAGGGGUUUGCUGACCCCCAAUAUGUGGACAAGAUGUUCGAGACGCAUCCUGAUUUCCAUCCGUGCUGGGUGCGCGACCAGCUAGCUGCACUAUACACCGAUGUUUACUUCCAUCGCAGCAAGUUACAAAAAAUGAAGUCGACCGAUCUUACUGGAUACCGCUACUACUUGUUAUAUGAGCACGUAAACCAAACCGCAUUUAGUUUGGGCCGCAUGAUCAUGUGCGUAAUACGACACCCGAAGGUCCAGCAGGCAUACCAAGAAGAACAGCCCAGUCUCGUAAACCGAUACAAUCAGCUUAUUCUUCGUUUAGCCGAGGCCGUACGAACUACAGAAGGGAUUUACAACCGCAAGCAGCGUUUUUGCUAUCGCGUAUUUAAUGUCUUCAAAGUUAUGCGCGCCCAGCUGAAGUUUAUCAUUCUCACCACGAGUGGCACCAUCGAUCCGCUUAAGAAAAUGAAGCCCGUGUUCUAUGAAGCCGUUCGUAUCCCAGCACUUUCUUGGCGCCGACCGAACCCGGAAUGGAAAGUUAUUGUGUGAAAACUGAAAAAGGAACUCAGUAUUGGCAACAUCAUGUGUCCGCAAUUUCCUUCGUUAUGAACAGAGUAAACAUUUAAAUGUUACUAGAUAAUAUCA
Molecule: messenger RNA, 2444 nt
Organism: Schizosaccharomyces japonicus yFS275
Lineage: Eukaryota; Fungi; Ascomycota; Schizosaccharomycetes; Schizosaccharomycetales; Schizosaccharomycetaceae
Exons: 1
Coding region: 1656-2348 (230 amino acids)
Source: RefSeq, a predicted model, not a curated record